This is a messenger RNA of Truncatella angustata, 921 nucleotides long. RefSeq names its product Intradiol ring-cleavage dioxygenase. The coding region runs from base 1 to 921 and encodes 306 amino acids. The transcript is spliced from 2 exons. The record is from RefSeq and is a predicted model, not a curated record. Lineage: Eukaryota; Fungi; Ascomycota; Sordariomycetes; Amphisphaeriales; Sporocadaceae. Gene Ontology annotation, molecular function: ferric iron binding; catechol 1,2-dioxygenase activity. Gene Ontology annotation, biological process: catechol-containing compound metabolic process.
AUGGUACCGAGUUUGGGAAGUGGAAAAGCCACCAAUAAUGACUACGAUCCUCAUUUCACGGAUAUGGUUAUUGCAGCGACUGGUCCAGAUGCUCACUCUCGAAUGGCUCAGAUUAUGCCCAGUCUAUUGAGACAUCUUCAUGACUUUGCGCGAGAGGUUGGUCUCACAGUUGCCGAGUGGACGGCAGGUGUUGAAAUGAUCAACAAAGCCGGCCUAAUGUCCGACAACAAGCGUAACGAGACACAGCUAAUAUGUGAUGUGCUCGGGCUUGAGUCCCUCGUCGACGAGAUCACAUCCAAGGUUUUACAGCAUCAAGGCUCAACAGCAACGCCCUCAGCGGUCCUCGGGCCCUUCUACCGCGAGGACGCUCCCAUCCUGGCCAACGGGUCUAGUAUCGUCGGCCCCAGUAUAGCACAGGGCUGGAACGACGCAGCUUCCAAGUUGCUCACCCGCAUUUCUGGGCGCGUCCUCAACGCUACCACCAGGAAACUGAUCCCCAAUGCUAUCGUCGAUGCCUGGGAGGCGGGUCCCAAUGGUAUGUACGAGCAACAGGAUACCACGGGCACCCAGCCCGAUAUGAACUUGCGGGGACGCUUCCGCACCGAUGAGCAUGGUCGAUACUCCAUGGUCUGUCUCCGACCUACGUCGUACCCGAUCCCCUUCGAUGGUCCUGCCGGGCACUUGUUACAGUUGCUGGACCGCCAUCCGUACCGUCCCGCGCACAUCCACUUCAUUGUGACCGCGGAAGGCCACCGAUCGCUGACGACACAAAUUUUUGACGGAGAGGACAAGUACACAAGGGAUGAUGCCGUGUUUGCGGUAAAGGAGGAGCUGAUUGUCAAGUUUAAGGAGGCAAAGACGAAGACUACUAAUAGCGUCAAAUGGGAGCUAGAGUACGACUUCUACCUGGGAGAACUCUAG